ACGAUUGGUCAGAGUUGUUGACGGUUGUUCAAACGUUUCGGAUGCCGCGACUUCAGCUGGCGGGACUGCCGGUCAAGAACGUUCAGCCGCAUACUUAUAAUUUGUGGCCGUGAACGGGUUGUUUUCCAUCACAUUUUUUUCCCCGCUGACAACUCGGCAUGGCGGAUAUGCCGGGAAUUGAAGAGCUGAGAGCCCAAGUGACAGAGGAGAUCUGCGACAUGGUCAGGGCAAAGGUCAACGAACUGACCAGUGUCUGGUGCGACGUGGGCAUAGACUACGAGCCCACGCGUAGCCGCCUUGAACGCACGAGGGUUCACCUCUCCAACCUCCUCAACCAAAUGGUCGACGGCGAGGUCGACAUGAAGGAGAGGCUGCUCAAGAACAUCGCACAGUUCACGGUUGACGUUCACCAGCUGUCUUCGGAGCUUGAUGUGCCCAACCCUGCGAUCCCAGAUUCCCUGACAAUACUCGAAAGGGAGAGCACCAUUCGGGAAAGGCUGGAGCACCUGAAGGAGAUCAAGAACUAUCGCAGGCGUGAGCGGAAGAAGCUGCGGGCCAAGGAAACCGAGCUGUGUGCCAAGCUGGGCAUGCCAGCCUCGAACCUCUGCAGCGCCUCCGUUCCAUCGGAGAAGGACCUUCAGGAGCUUGAGAAGCACGUUGAAGCGCUUGAGCAGGAAAAGGCUGUUCGUUCCUGCACAGUCUCUCUUCUGAGGAAAGACAUCAUUGCUAAGCUGCACCUGCUCGACGCUCAGCCUCAAGCGCAGCUGGAGAUCCAGGUCAUUGACGAUGAAGACGGCUUCAUUUUGUCGAAGGACAACAUCGACGAACUGAAAGCGUACCUCGAUCGACUCAAGCAGCUCGAGGAAGCUCGCCGUCAGGAACUCGCUGGCCUGCUGGACCAACUGGCAUUGUUCUUCGACAGACUUGACAUCCCACCAGAGGAGCAAGACCGAAUCCGCAGCUCCAGCAACGGCCUCACACCGUCAAUUCUGGCUGCACUGCGGGCCACACUUGCUGAAUACGAGCGGCAGAAGAAAGAGCGCCUGCGUGAAUUCGUCAUUCGCGCCAAAGACGAUUUACUCACCUGGUACAAGAAGUGCUGCGUCCCACAGAGUCGUGUGUACCUGGACGAGGACGACUCUGAAGAUAUUUCCGAGGAACGACUGGCACUGCUGGAGGAGCAGCUGAAGGCCCUGAAGGAGUUCUACUCCGAGAACAAGAUGAUCAUAGCCAAAGCGGAGCGGCACGACGCCCUGUGGUCCAGGUCGCUUGAGCUGGAAAAGCUCGCCACGGAUCCAUCGCGCCUUACAAAUCGAGGAGGGCGCCUCCUCCUUGAGGCCAAGGAGAGGCAGCGGCUGCAGGUCGAGAUCCCGAGGCUGCGAAAAGAAAUCGAGAAGUUCAUCACAACAUACAGCGGGUCCAACAAGAUAUUCGCUGUGUGGGGAAAGGACUUCCUCGAGCACCUGGACGCUCAACAGCAAGCUCACGCACAAGAAAAGGAACGUGAGCGCCUUGAAAGGGAGAGCCGCCGCAAGGCUACACCCUCGGCAUUGGGCAGCAGCAAGAGAGCGUACUGUGGCACACCCUCCAGCAGUGCCUCCAAGAUGUCCCGGCUCGGGACCAGCAGUGCGACUCUCGCCUCCAGCAGGCGCCUGGGCACGCCAGUCGGGAAGGGCAGCCUGGCCGUGCGUGGUGGCACACCGGUCGGUGCAGCUGUGAGGAGCAUCCGGCGGCGCUCGUUGAAAACACAGCAGAAGAAACUGGCCAAUGGACGGCAGCUGUUCAGCAACACGGGAGCCGAGGGAGCUGGACCGUCCACCAGCACAGGCGCGCCUCUUGGUGGAGUGUCCACCAUGGACAGCUUUGCUCAAUUUCUGGCGCAGCAAAAUGAGAAGCAGCUUACGAGCAGCGUCCUCUUCGAGACGCCAGGGCUGCUGCGACCAGAAGCUGCAGAAAAAGUCGUCCAACUGGAUGUCACUCUCGUCAACAGCAACGCGCCUUCCUCGUGAACAGUUGUGCCUUUGUUCUGCAACAAGCAGAGAAUAUGCUGCAUGGACACAAGUUCGCAGCAUUGGCCCCGAGUGCUGAAGCCAGUCGCAUUUAAGUUUUUAACAUAAGACAUACCUUUGCGAUUGUCUACUGUUUUUAAAUUUGUCUAUUGUGUUUGUGUAUCACAUUUGUGCAUUGUGCCUUGAUGAAAGGUGAUGCUGUAGUCACUUGUAUACAUUUGUGCAUGUGCAUGAAGGCUGCAAUCGCACAAGCAUUUUUAGUGUAAUUUAUUUCACUGAAAUUGCCAUACAAGACUGUGGCAAGUUAGUUCAUUCUUAAGGAAAUUUGUAUUUUUACGCUGGACAAGGAUCUUUGUCCUGAUGCUGCACCAUGAAGUAAUGUUUCUGGCCUGGCAUGACCUUUCUGAGGAGGCUGUUGCAAUAGGCAUGUUAACAAAUAUCAUUCCCAGAAAACUGAUACCGCUGCUUGCAAGAUGGCUGAAUGCCAUGGCAAAAGCAGACUGUAGAAUACAAAAUCAGUUACUAGAGUUAUUGCAUUGAUAAAAUUUAAAUGAGCGAGUGUGAGCUAUGAAAUCAUAACUGCAUCUGUGAGGGCAGCUGAAGUUAUUGGUCGUCAAAUCUCUGCCAUGCCAUCUGGCUUUUAAUAUAGGCAUUCUUGCUCAUUAAGUGCUACUUUUUUAAUUAAAACUGUAGUGAUAUUUUGAAAGUGCAGUGUUGGGUUUCCAAAUGGACUGUCCUAUGGAAGUGUGUAUAAACAUUACUUCAUGCAAGCUUUUGCUUUCAAUUUUCAAAUUAGCCAGCUUACUGUAUCUGCCUGAUCUUGUACAGACCCUGCCAUGUAAAAACUUUUGUACAUAUUUUACAUUUUGUCCGUCUCAGCAGAAUUUUUCAUAAUUUUUAAGCUUGACGGUGAUUCCAUAACCAGGAUCUGCAGCCUGGUAUGGCUCUAUGUAUAAUAAAAGUCUUGUUUUAAUUGUC
This is a messenger RNA of Rhipicephalus sanguineus (brown dog tick), 2987 nucleotides long. RefSeq names its product protein regulator of cytokinesis 1. The record is from RefSeq and is a predicted model, not a curated record. Gene Ontology annotation, molecular function: microtubule binding. Gene Ontology annotation, biological process: microtubule cytoskeleton organization; mitotic spindle midzone assembly. Gene Ontology annotation, cellular component: mitotic spindle midzone; spindle; cytoplasm. The transcript has 11 exons. Bases 159 to 2009 code for a protein of 616 amino acids. NCBI's taxonomy places the organism in Eukaryota, Metazoa, Arthropoda, Arachnida, Ixodida, Ixodidae.